Ambispora gerdemannii is the source of this 933-nucleotide messenger RNA. NCBI's taxonomy places the organism in Eukaryota, Fungi, Glomeromycota, Glomeromycetes, Archaeosporales, Ambisporaceae. The record is from the annotation of a GenBank genome assembly.
AUGACUAUAAAACGAAAAGUAAUAAUACUGACAGGUGGAAACUCGGGCUUAGGAUAUGAGGCGUUGAAGCAAUUUCUAACGCAUCAAACUCCAUAUCACAUUAUUCUGCCGGUACGUAACCCAACCUCUGCACAACCCACAUUUUCAGAACUUGAAGUACCCAAACAACAUAUAGUUGAAAGCACUAAACUUGAUCUGGCCUCGUUUGAUUCUGUAUGGACGUUUGUUUCGUGGUUUUUGCAAAAAGGGCUACGUUUACAUAUUCUGAUCCUAAAUGCUGGUGUCGUAUUUACUGAACUUGGAAAAACUGCAGAUGAUUAUGAGCGCACUUUUCAAAUAAACCAUCUUUCAACCUUUUUACUUGCGCAAUUACUUCUCCCACACUUGUUAAUCUCUGGGCCGGGUUCACGAAUAGUUUUUGUGAAUUCUGCACUUGCUGGGCGUGGUGAAGGUCCGAAACUAGAAGUUGAUAAUUUGGAUGGUAGUAAAAAAUAUGAUGGGAUGUUAUUUUAUCGAAAUUCUAAAUUGAUACAGAUGUUGUGUGCGUAUCAUUUGGAUAAAAUAUUGGAAAAGGAGGUGGUGAAAGUACAAGGUGAAGGUGGAAAGAUCGAGGAAAAAAGAAAAGUCACAGUGGUGACAUUGGAUCCGGGAUUUGUGCCAAGCACUAAUCUGUAUAGAGGUUAUCAUUGGUUUCUAAAAUUUCUGAUGAGAUCCUUUGUGCCUUUUACCAGGACGCCACAACAGGGUGGCACGGUAAUAGUAAAAUCAUCAAUUUCUCCUACACUUGAAAACCGUAAUGCAUCUUGGGUAAAUGAAUACUGCGGAAUUGCACGGUCGAGCGAUGAAAGUUAUGACGAGGAAAAACAACAAUACUGGUGGGAUCUGACUUGUGAUAUUGUUGGUCUGAAAGAUAAGAAAUCAGACCAUAGUUAA